AUUAAGGACACGAUAAUCUGCAUCACACAGAGGCUCUUAUGAGGAUGCAAGACUGAAUCUCUGUUAUUGCAUGAGGUGAUUACAAAGGAGAGACUACGGCAACCAUUUCCUGUCAAGAUCGCAAGCAGCUAGGGUGGAGGCAUCAGGCAGUGCACAGACAACACAGAAGCAGCAUCUGUAUGAGUGAGACAAGGACCUGAAUCUAAUGGUGGAGCACCAGAGCUGCGCAUCAUUAUCAUCGGGACUCCCAUCACCAUCUCCAGCGCUCUGGAUCAAGUGUGCACACUCUAAAUAGAUCUGAGAUGCCUGACAAACCACCUGUUUUGACCAGGCUCCAUCUCUGACAUCAUGCUGCGAGCAAGAGGGGCAGCCACUUCUCUUGUACUACUGCCGCUAUGCUGUUGCCUCGUAUGCCACUCACUGAGGAUUCCAAACCUCUCCACCUAUGCAAAAGCAGAAGACAAACUGUUUAAAUACCUUUUUCAAGACUACCAGAAAUGGGUUCGUCCAGUGCAAUACCUAAACCAGACAAUCUGCGUGAAAUUCGGACUGGCAAUCUCACAGUUAGUUGAUGUGGAUGAGAAAAACCAGCUGAUGACUACCAACGUGUGGAUGAAACAGGAGUGGGUUGACAUGAAACUCAGAUGGAACCCUGCUGACUAUAAGGGCAUCACAACUAUCCGAAUUCCAUCUGACAGGAUCUGGCUCCCUGAUGUUGUCCUGUAUGAUAACGCCGACGGUCGUUUUGAAGGCACUGUCACCAAGGCUGUUGUUAAAUAUGAUGGAACAAUAUUGUGGACACCACCAGCUAAUUACAAAUCGGCCUGCACCAUUGAUGUCACCUUCUUCCCAUUUGACCUCCAGAACUGUUCAAUGAAGUUUGGCUCAUGGACAUAUGAUGGCUCCCAGGUGGACAUUAUUCUGGAGGACUUCCAUGUAGAUAAGCAGGACUACUUUGACAAUGGUGAAUGGGAGAUAGUGAAGGCUACAGGCAGUCGUGGUCUGAGGACGGACAGCAGUGCUACCUAUCCCACCAUCACCUAUUACUUCAUUAUCCGCAGAUUACCUCUUUUCUACACACUCUUCCUCAUCAUCCCCUGUAUCGGCCUGUCCUUCCUCACCAUCCUUGUCUUUUAUUUGCCUUCCAAUGGCGCAGAGAAGAUCUCCCUCUGCACCUCAGUACUAGUGUCACUCACCAUUUUUCUCCUGGUCAUUGAAGAGAUCAUCCCAUCUUCAUCAAAGGCCAUCCCUCUAAUUGGGGAGUACCUCGUCUUCACCAUGAUGUUCGUCACGCUCUCCAUCAUUGUGACUGUCUUCGCUAUCAAUAUCCACCACCGCUCCUCCUCCACGCAUCACAACAUGGCUCCCUGGGUGAAAAGGAUUUUCCUGCACAGUUUACCUAAGCUUUUGUGCAUGCGCAGCCAUGUGGACCGUUAUGGCACUUCUGGAAUAACAACAACCAAAGGAGGAACCGUAGUAGGAUCAGGUGUGAUGAAGGACACAGAGCUGGCAUCCCUCCCCUACACAAGACAUAACCUACAAGCAGCUUUGGAUUCUAUUCGCUACAUAACCAUGCAUGUGGUUAAAGAAAAUGACGUCAGAGAGGUGGUGCAAGACUGGAAGUUUGUAGCCCAAGUCCUUGAUCGAGUGUUUCUGUGGGCCUUCCUCCUCGUGUCAGUUCUGGGUGCUGCUAUUCUCUUCAUCCCAGUCAUUCACAAAUGGGCCAGCAUCAUCGUCCCUGCAAGCAGCUUCUAAAGACCUGGCUUCCUUUAAAGGCAAUCUGCACUUUUUUUUUUUACAUUAGUCAUACUAAAAUGUUGCUAGCAAU
Messenger RNA from Thalassophryne amazonica, 1828 nucleotides. It is a transcript of the gene chrna5, whose product is annotated as cholinergic receptor, nicotinic, alpha 5. Bases 349 to 1755 code for a protein of 468 amino acids. Gene Ontology annotation, cellular component: postsynaptic membrane; synapse; neuron projection. Gene Ontology annotation, biological process: signal transduction; monoatomic ion transmembrane transport; regulation of membrane potential. Gene Ontology annotation, molecular function: transmembrane signaling receptor activity; acetylcholine-gated monoatomic cation-selective channel activity. The record is from RefSeq and is a predicted model, not a curated record. NCBI's taxonomy places the organism in Eukaryota, Metazoa, Chordata, Actinopteri, Batrachoidiformes, Batrachoididae. The transcript is spliced from 9 exons.